Molecule: messenger RNA, 646 nt
Organism: Dermacentor albipictus
Lineage: Eukaryota; Metazoa; Arthropoda; Arachnida; Ixodida; Ixodidae
Source: RefSeq, a predicted model, not a curated record
UACAGUAAAUUCUCAAGCCGCUAUAUUGUACGUGGAUGUGAUUGCUCCUCGAUACAAGAACGCUGAGAAGCAUGUAUUGUGGAUUACGCGCGGCACAGCCGUUGCCUUAGGAACUUCCGUGACAGUGUACAGUAUGCUUUGUGCACACAUGGGAUCUGUGACAAGGGCAUUUCUAAUGGUCUACAACGGCAUGACGGCACCGUUUGUUGGCUUGUGCCUACUGGCUGUCCUCUUUCCUUUUGUUCACUCAAAGGGAGCUGGAGUGUCCACACUUCUAAUGGUUGUGUACCAAUUGUGUCACACUACCGCUGUCAUCCGAAGUGGGAGGAGGCCACCCAGGAUGGAUAUGUCGCUUGAGCACUGCCAUGCAAACUACAGCGAGCUUCCUUUCACUUUCAACGCGACUCGCUUUGCACCGCAAACUGAGCGAAAUAGGACUUAAACAAGGCAAAGAACACCUUUCCUCAGAUUAUGCGGUGAAGGUCUGGCAAAAAACAGGCCUGUUACAUCGUAUACAAAAGCAGCAGGAAGACACGACCAAAGAUAAUAGAGCUUUGAACCAAGAAGAUGAUAUGGACAUUGAAGCAAUGCUGACGAUCCCGAACGAGUCAUCACUGUAAAACAAUGAAGAAUAAAGAAGUGUCAC